UUUUGGGCAGGAGGAAUCGGCAUUGCCAGUGCCAUUCAUGCAACAUCUGCUGUUCCGUUUUUAUCUUGAAACAAUUCCUGCAAAACCUAAUGUUAAUCAUGAAUCUCAGAGCUGUUUGGGUAAUCAGGGUCACAUUCAGGUUGUAAUUAUGCAAUGUCGCGUGGCUUCAUACUCUCCAUCUAUAUAUCUCUAUCUUUUGCAGAGCUGCAUUGCUAAGAAGGCCUUGGCAGAUGGUAAACUCAUUCAUGCCCACAUUUGUAAGAUGGGAAGCCAGACACCCAUAAUCGUUCAAAACACCCUUGUCAACAUGUAUGUCAACUGUGGAACUCUGGCGGAAGCUCGCAGAGCUUUUGACCGUAUGACUGAUCGGGAUGUGCAUUCGUGGACUGUGAUUAUUUCAGCUUAUGUAAGACAGAGAGCAUUGAAGGAGGCAUUGAUGCUGUUUCAGAGAAUGCAAGGAACUGGUGUGCAGCCCAAUCACUUCACCUUUGCCAGUGUUCUUCCAGCAUGCGAAUCCCUCAAACAGGUUAUGGAAAUCCACGAGAAAGUCAUUAUAAAUGGGGUUCUUUCUGAUAUUGUUGUUGUCAAUGCGCUCAUUGACACAUACGCAAAAUGGGGUGGUGUACGGAAUGCCAGUGAAUUGUUUGACAAAAUGCCUCAACGAGAUGUCGUCUCGUGGACAGCAAUGGUUGCAGGGUAUUCGCAUAAUUGUCUUGUUGAUAAGGCCCUCGUGAUUUUUAAACAAAUGCCUUGGCGAAACAUGGUUGCUUGGAAUGCUAUGAUUGCGGGGUUUUCGCAAAAUGGUUUUUGUGAAGAAGCCCUGGACCUUUUUCAGCAAAUGCAAUUGGCAGGUGUGAACCCUGGGUGCAAAACCUUUGCUAGUAUUCUCCCUGCUUGCGCUAACUUGGUGGCUUUGGAAAAGGGUAUGGAGAUCCAUGGGAAAAUAGUUGUCAGUGGGUUUGAUUCUAAUGUUCUUCUGGUGAAUGCCCUCAUAGACAUGUAUGCAAAAUGCGGGAUUAUGUUCCAGGCCUGUAAACUGUUUGAGAGAAGUCCUCAUCUAGAUGUUGUGUCAUGGAAUGUAAUGAUUGCUGGGUAUGCACAGAAAGGACUUGUGAACGAGGCCUUGGUGAUGUUUAAUAAAAUGCCUCAAAGAGAUGCGGUCUCGUGGAAUACAAUGAUUUCAGGCUUUGUGCAAAAUGGAUUUGUUGAUGAGGCCAUGAAACUCUUCAAUGAAAUGGGUUAUAAAACCGCUAUUUCAUGGAAUAUAAUAAUUGCAGGAUUAGGACAAAACGGUUAUAGUGAGGAGGUAUUGGAGUUAUUUCAACAGAUGCAAUUGGCAGGUGCUGCACCAGACUCCAGAACUUUUGCCAGUACUCUCUCGGCUUGUGCUCAACUGGCGGCUGUAGAGCAGGGUUUGGAGAUUCAUGGAAAACUAAUUACAGAUGGGUUUCAAUCCGAUGUCAUGCUGCUGAAUUCGCUUAUAGACAUGUAUGCGAAAUGCGGCAACUUACAAAAGGCUUGUGAUAUAUUUGACAAAAUAUAUUGCAGAGAUGUGGUUUCCUGGAAUGUAAUGAUUGCUGGAUAUUCACAGAAUGGUCUUGUUGAUAAGGCUCUUCAUCUCUUUAUGCAAAUGCCUCAACGAAAUCUAGUCUCCUGGAAUACAAUAAUUUCAGGGCUUGCACAGAAUAAAUUAGGUGAGGAAGCCCUGAAAUGUUUUCAACAAAUGCAUUUACAAGGUGUAAAGCCAGACUCAAAAACCUUGGCCAGCAUUCUUCCACUCUGUGCAAAGUUGGCAGCUAUGGAUCUGGGUAUGGAGAUCCAUGAAAAAGCGAUUGUAAAUGGACUUCUGUCUGACAUCUUUGUGACAACUGCUCUUUUAGAUAUGUAUGCACAAUGCGGGUGCAUGGAGCACUCAUGGAAACUAUUUAAAAGCAUUCAUCAGGGAGAUCCAAUCUCUUGGAAUGCAAUGAUUACAGGAAAUGCUAAUAAUGGACUUCUUGAUGUGGCCCUAAAACUAUUUAAUGAAAUGCCUCUGCGAAACACUGAUUCAUGGAAUGCAAUGAUUGCAGGGUUUGCACAUAAUGGGCAUUAUGAGAAGGCCUUAAAGCUUUUCUGGCAAAUGCAAGUAGAGGGAAAGAGACCAGACCCAAAAACAUUCACUACAAUACUUCCUGUGUGUGCAAAUAUAGCAUCUGUGGAACAGGGUACAAGAAUUCACCAAGAAAUAAUCAGAAGCAGAUUUUCGAUUGAUGUCAUUGUUAUGAAUGCCCUUAUAGACAUGUAUGCAAAGUGUGGAAAUAUACAAAAAGCCCGAAAACUUUUUUACGGACUCCAUCGUAGAGAUCUGGUCUCAUGGAACAUAAUGAUUGGAGGAUAUGCCAUCUAUGGCUGUGGCAAGGAGGCCAUUGAUCUUUUUGAACAGUUGAAAGUCUUUGGGGUGCACCCAAACCAUGUUACCUUCCUUCAUAUUUUGUCUGCAUGCAACCAUGCAGGAUUAGUCGAUGAAGGUUAUCAACAUUUCCAUUGUAUGUAUGAAUAUUAUAACAUCAAACCUGCAAUGGAACACUAUAUAUGCAUGGUUGAUCUUCUUGGCCGUGCUGGGCAUCUAGCAAAAGCACAAGACUUUAUCAACAAAAUGCCAAUAAAACCUGAUAUUGCUGUAUGGAGUUGUUUGCUCGGUGCUUGUAGAAUGCACAACAACGUAGAUUUAGGAGAAUUUGUGGCAAAACAUCUUUUUGAAUUGAACCCUAAAAACACAGCACCUUAUGUGCUGCUCUCAAACAUUUAUGCUGUAGCUGGCAGAUGGGAUGAGAUUGAAAAGGUGAGAAAAUUGAUGAAAGAUCGAGGAGUAAAAAAAACUCCUGGAUGCAGUUGGAUUGAGAUUGAUAAAGAGAUGCACACCUUUGUUGCAGGAGACAGAUUACUGAAAAUUCUACAGAGUUGAAGGAAUCUAAUAGUUUGGAUAAAACAUUAUUUUGUAAGGAGAAUAGAAAAUUAUGGGAGCGAGUUGAGAAUUCAAGCAAACUGGCUUUCAGCUGACUUAGGUAUAGGUGUUACACAGGCAUGAAGGAGAUACUUGCAUCAAUCCUUGAUGCUGCUUGUGAAAGCUGGUUACAUCCUAUAACUUCUAACUACAAUUCAAAAACAAGAAGGUUAUCGCCCAUCCCAUUAAAAGCGUGGUUUUGUCAUACAAUACCGUCCAAUUCUAUUUACUAAUGGGACUAAGAUCUAGUAUACAAACUUGUCAUGAUCCGUGCAACUAAGCUUCUCAACAGCUAUGCACUUGUAAUAUAAAGUAUGCCAUAGGACUGGCCAUUCCUUAUGGUUGUAUUAGGCUCAAUACAAAGCCUAAAAGUAAAAAACUGCACAUAGUUUGUUAUUUUAGAGUCAAAGUUUUACAAUAACAAACAGUGUAUUGGCCGUUUAGGCUUUACCCAAACGAAGCAAAAUGAAAUUAAGUACUCUCAAGAGUGGAUUAUGUAAAGAUGACAUGGCAAACCUUUCGAACUUAUAAUUGCUGUAAAGAUCUCAUAAUUUAGUUCUUCUAGAACGCCUUUCAUUGAAGCAACCGUGAAGCCUCUCUCGAAAACCCAGAGAUGGAGCACAAGGUCAACCAGAUUUUAUUUUCAUGCAUCGC
Messenger RNA from Cryptomeria japonica (Japanese cedar), 3637 nucleotides. RefSeq names its product pentatricopeptide repeat-containing protein At2g13600. The transcript has a single exon. Gene Ontology annotation, molecular function: protein binding; RNA binding. Gene Ontology annotation, biological process: RNA modification. The record is from RefSeq and is a predicted model, not a curated record. NCBI's taxonomy places the organism in Eukaryota, Viridiplantae, Streptophyta, Pinopsida, Cupressales, Cupressaceae. The coding region runs from base 38 to 2944 and encodes 968 amino acids.